Molecule: messenger RNA, 2025 nt
Organism: Sclerotinia borealis F-4128
Lineage: Eukaryota; Fungi; Ascomycota; Leotiomycetes; Helotiales; Sclerotiniaceae
Source: the annotation of a GenBank genome assembly
AUGUCGCCUGCUACUCCCUCCUCGACUGGUGGUGGUCAUGCCCUUGGUAUGCACUCCAUUUCAUCCACCUCCAGUUCAAGUUACACCAAUUCUGGUUCGCACUCUGCACUUUCUUCCACGAUUGAGCCCUCGCCUGCUAGUACCUAUGGUAGUUCUGCUGCCAGUGAUACUGAUGUCCCUUCAACUCCCGAUAAUGAUGGAGCACUUCUUACCGAUAUUGCUCAUCUUACAAUGGGCGAUGGGAGCAAUGUCGAAGACGAUAACACAUCUUGUGGCCGUCAUUCCACGAGUAACUCUAGGAACUCUGACCUUUAUUCUCCCCCGUUUGUUCGUAACGGUUCCCAAACCAAUGCUGAGGAUCCAUUCCAAUCGCCAAGCAAGAAUGGCUCGAAGUAUCGCAACCAUGACCAACAUACACCCAAGGCUCUGAGACAUCCUCACAGAGAUGUUCACGGUGACUGGCGCUCAAGAAGUUCAAGUAAUAGUUCCGAGUUGUCACCAUCAAAGUUGAAGUCAAACUCCGCUGACACGAUUGAUGCCAACUACGGUGACACUCAGCGCAAGCUUGCUUUUCAUGUUCAAGAGCAUGUCUCAGAAAGCGCCGAUGCUGCAGGCAAUAGACUUAGUGGAUACACUGUUGUCAAGGCUGAGGAUGCGCAGGCUAUCUACCCUCCCUCUUGCUGUGUUUUCGUUGCAAAUCUUCUUCAAUCCGAGAAUGAAGACUCCCUUCAAAUGGCUGUCACUCAAGUCUUCCGAGAGUAUGGCGCAGUCUACGUCAAGAUUCGACGCGAUGGAAAGCACAUGCCUUUUGCAUUUUGCCAAUACACUAAACAAGAACAUGCCGAGAGAGCUAUCAAGGAAGGCAGAGGCCGCUUGAUCAAAGGCCGCCCAUGCCGCUGCGAAAAGGCAAAAGCUCAUCGUCUCUUUUUUAUUGAGCGCAAAUAUGGCCCAGUCGUCACUCCUGGCGAAGUCAGAGGUCUUCUUGAGCGAUUUGGCAAGAUUGAGCUCUGUUACACUGCUUCUCACGUGGAGCGUACUGCACUCAAUCUCAACGAAGGAGUCAUCGUCCAAUUCGAAAUGUACGAUGAAGGUCAAGAUGCUCAAUCUGCUUUCCGCAACCAUGAUCUGUACAAGUUGCAACCCAUCGCUGGUCUCGCAGCACCUGCUCAGCAGUCACCAUCCGCCGCAGAGGUUGAUGCUACCAAGGCAUAUUUGGCAAGAUACGAUGUCGACCGUCGCUCAAUUUUCGUUGGCAACCUUCCAUUAGGUACUUCGGAACAACAAAUUCGCGGUCUUUUCGAGCACUAUGGCGAAAUCCAAGACAUCAGCCUGCGAGAGAACGCAUCCAAGUUUGAACCAGAAGAGAAGUUUGCUUUCGCUUUUGUCGAGUUUAAGUCACCCAUGGCAGUUGUUAGUGCUGUCAACGCAAAGAAUGAUUUCACUUUCGGUGGAAAAUCUCUCCGAGUUGCCCAAAAGGACUCUGAAAAUGGUGGUAGCAGAGGCAGAUCCUCCAGAUCGCAGCCCUCGACCUCUACUCGAUCUUUCCAGUCCCCUCUUGUUGAUCGACGUGUGGAACAACAGGCGUCUCCAUCUGCUCAGAUAUCUCCUAUGACCUACGCAUCGCCUUAUGGUUACACUGCGUAUAGUCCGUACUAUGGUUAUUCAGCUCCCUCGGCCGUCUUCACCGAUGGUCAAGGUCACUAUUAUAGCAGUGCUACCUCGUACUCGCCAGCACCAGCAUACUACCCAGGCUAUCCUGCCAGUCCUGGAUAUGGUAUGCGAAACCCAGCAGUGGCAACUGACUUGGCUGGCAGCCCUGCUGCUCCGUCACCAUACUGCGGUUAUGCACCAUACCAGCAAUAUGCACCAGCUCCAUACUGGGGUAUGCAGAGUCCACCAGCUGAUCAGUUGGCUUCCUCUCAACAAGCUUACUACCCGUAUUCAACUGUUGGUGUUGGCAACAAGGCUCAUGACGAUCGGUCAACAACUCCCACACCAAGUGGGCAUGCUCCACUUGUCGAGUAA